ACUUUUUUCUUCGCCGCUUCCAAUCCCUCUUUGUGUUGGUGUUCUUCUUCUUCUUCUUCUUCUUCUCUUCCCUCUUGGCGGCGAGCGGCUAUGGCGACGACUCAGGCGGUGGCGAAGGGGAGCGUGGUGUCUCCGUGCGGCAACCGGGCGGCGGGGUUUCUCGGCAGGCGGCGGGGCGCCGUGGCGGCGCGCAUGUCGCCCUCUGCGCCACCGACGAUGCGGAUCGGCCGGAAGACCCCGUUCCUUGGCGGGAGGCUGGCGGUUGUUCCCAGGAGAUCCAAGCUCGUUGCCCGGAAUCUCGUCUCAUCGCCGGUACAGAUGAACCUUGCGUUUGCGAAAGCCAUAAAGUGGUGGGAGAAGGGGCUUCAGCCCAACAUGCGGGAGGUCGAGUCCGCCCAAGACCUGGUCGACUCGUUGGCCAACGCCGGCGACAGGCUUGUCGUCGUCGACUUCUUUUCCCCUGGCUGCGGUGGCUGCCGGGCCCUUCACCCCAAGAUUUGCCAGUUUGCGGAGCAGAACCCAGAUGUGCUCUUCUUGCAGGUGAACUAUGAGGAGCACAAGUCUAUGUGCUACAGCCUUCACGUUCAUGUUCUCCCCUUCUUCAGGUUCUACAGGGGAGCACAAGGCCGAGUCUGCAGCUUCAGCUGUACUAACGCAACUAUUAAGAAGUUCAGGGAUGCGCUUGCCAAGCACAAUCCAGAUAGAUGUAGCAUUGGCCCGACGAGGGGGCUUGAGGAGUCUGAGCUGUUGGCCUUGGCUGCGAACAAGGACUUGCAGUUCACCUAUACCAAGCAGCCGGAACCAGUUCCGAGUGGAGGCACCGAGGUCAUUGCUCCUGAGAGCCCAAGGCUUCCUGCACCGGCAAAGCCAUUAGUUAGGCAAGGCUCUGGAGAGAGGUCCUUGGUUUCGUCAGGAAGAUGAGAUGAUAUUAUCAUGCGACGAUGGUCUGUUCUGUACAGUUUCUCGGUUCUUGGUGUGUACAGGUUGUACCCAACUCAUGGUUGUGUAGAGUGCAGGCUUGGAAGAUUUUUACUGCUUGUCAAGCCUGCCCGCCCGUCCGAUAGAGGCGUAGUGGUAGCAUACCGCUGUAGUAGUGGCAGAAAGUGUUGUGCGUCUUCUCUGCCAGUAAAUUUUAUUGUAGCCGAAUGAGUUAAAUCUGUGUGCUAUUUUAUCGUGACUGGAAGGCUUAGUUGCUCUCUUACCACUAAGUACCGUUUUGGACUUUU
Molecule: messenger RNA, 1226 nt
Organism: Brachypodium distachyon (stiff brome)
Lineage: Eukaryota; Viridiplantae; Streptophyta; Magnoliopsida; Poales; Poaceae
Product: thioredoxin-like 1-2, chloroplastic
Exons: 4
Coding region: 91-921 (276 amino acids)
Biological process (GO): cell redox homeostasis
Source: RefSeq, a predicted model, not a curated record